CAAUCUACACCGAAGGGCCUGAUUUCUCAUGAAGUCACCCCUGGGCUACCAUACCUGCACGUGUGUUCGCCGGAGACGUGCAUGCAGAAUGAAAAGGCGAGAACAACGUUAGACAUCACCUGAAGUAUCGUCAACGCCAACAACAUCCUCGCCAGUCAUGUCCAAAGCAAAAAGGGCGGCCGCGCCAACCAAGGCCCCGCGUAGGGAUCCUCUGGCUUCCCUGAAGCUGGCCGACAUGCUUAUAUCCAAGCCGUUUCUCCCAGCAGAGGUUCUGACCGUGGUGGUCGACUACCUCGAUGUCCCCGAUCUGUUGCGCUUCGCACGAACGUCACGACGUAUGCAUGAGAUGGUCUACGAGGAUGCAAGAUGGAUUCGAAGGCUGAAGGCUAUGGGUUGCUGGAAUGAGGCGGAAGCAAGGAAAAGAGCAGAGACUGCAAAAACGCCCACCACCCCCGGUCGGAGACAGAGUACGAUAGACCGAAACGUGGUCAAUGGCAAAGGCAAACCGGAGGUGUUGUUCGACAUGGACUCAUCUCCUAUUGCACAACGCAGACAGACAAAUCUUCUAACCCCAUUAAGACCGCGCCCAGUAACUGACGGUUUCGACAAGGCCGAGAUGGGGAGUUUACAAGCCGCUUCUCCCAGGCUUCAUGGUGGUCUCGAGGCAGCUCUGUCCGUCUUCGAGCAGGUAAGAUCCUUUAGAGGACAUGCUAGGCAAGAGUAUGGCAAGAUAUAUAAACUGCUUUCACCGUUCUAUCGGGACUUGUCCACUGCGUCGGAUCCUCUACAAAGCACUGUUUUCACGGAUUUUUCUCUACCAGAGCAACAAGCACGACUGCUAGCCAAUGUCAGGAUGUUUGCUGCGAGCGACUUCUCUCCAGAAUCAAGUAAGCGAGAACGACAAAUAAAGCAGGCUGUGGAUAUGUUCGAUACGGCAGCGUUACUCGAAUUCCGUAAAGGUUACGAAUACAAGGACAUUCAGGGAAGAAUGCGGCAAUUUGCAAGUGUCAUGCAUAUCUUGAAUGGUGGAAACAGUGCUGUCGACUUAUUCAUACACGACAACCAACUCAUCAACCAAAAGGGGACGCUUGGGAGCGUUUCCGAUUGUAUCGACUACUCUCUAGGACACGGGGAGCUCUCAUUGGAAAGGGUUCACGGCUAUUUCGAAAGGCUUAGUACGGCCUUCAGUCAGCAAAGCGCCAUAGUGCAAGCUGUCUUCCCAAAUGCCAAAGAAGUAUGUAUGCUACUGCUUGAAGAGGUAGCCAAGGACAUCCUGUCGCCCUUCCUCUCAUCCUUGUUCGAGGAUGCCAGGGCGAGAAGUACUUCAUUAUAUCUCCGGAUUAUGUCUGGCACUUUCGCUGCCACAAGGCAGUUCAUUGACGAGGUCGCCUUGAUAGGAGACGCCGACGAGGCCACGAUAUCACGCUGCAACUCAAUCCUCGCUCGGAUAUAUGGCCCUCUUCUUGAUCAGUAUUUGGCAGAAGAACUGGCAUUCUUCCGGCAAAAAGCUGAUACGGAAGUGGAACGCUGGGAUCGAGCAUUGUCGGAUCAAGACGCGUCUACCGAAAGCUUCCUCAUGUCCAACGUCAAUCGACAGGCCGACAAGAAGGAUUUCAUGUCUUCAUUCAAGAAAGUGGUCAUGAUGCCGGUGAACAUUCUCCCCAGCUUCUCGGCACCGGCAAACCCAAAAACUGCCGUCAAAACCAUCGCCAAUGGAGAAAGCGCUGCAUCAUCUCGACCAUCCACUCCUAGCCUUUCCAUGUCCACGACUGCAACGUCAUCCUUACCGCCCGAAGCACCGUCGUCCGAGCUAGCAGCCAAAGCAGCCCUGAUGAACAGCAAGUUGGAGAACAUCAAAUCCCUUUUCUCCAUCGAAGUAGCCCUCAACCUGGUCCACGCCGCCAAAUCCUCCCUGGAGCGCGCCGCCCAAUUCACGAGCUUAAUCGGCGAACCCGGAGAGUCUGCACGGAAACAGUGUUCUGCAAUCUUCGUCCUGCUCCUCCAAUCAGUCGGUGCGCGUCAUGUCAAAGCAGGUUUCGACAAGGCCAUUGAACAUUUGUCAACCUAUAACCCACGCGAAACCAGUACAAACCCAGACAGUGAUAUGGUCCAAGUCGCUCCUCUGGGCACGUUUCUGGAACUCGUCAAUGUCGGCGAUCUUAUCCAACAGAUGCUCGACGUUUUUUACGAAUCGGAGCUGGUCCGCCUCGGCAUCUCCAAGCGCGAUGACUUUCUCGACACUAAUGUCAAAGAGAAACGCAAGUUCGAAGCCAUGCUGGACGAACGUGUGGCAGCGGGACUAGGUAAAGGUAUUGACGCCCUCAUUAACGAGGUAGAAUAUAUCUGCGCAACCACACAACAGCCUACAGAUUUUUUCCCGGAACUGGCCAAUGCCGAUGGAUCGUCGGGAACGAAAGCCAAUAUGAUGGUGAUGGAUUUUUCCGGCCAGCCCACAACCACAGCGACGCGGGUGAUCGCACUCGUCUCCCACCAUACGCGGAUGCUGACCGGUGCGACCGAGAAGAGUCUCUUGGAUGUCUUUACGGCAGAAGUGGGCCUACGCCUGUUCACCGCGUUGGCAAAACAUAUCAAGAGACAACGUAUCUCGACACUGGGAGCGCUGGCGUUGCUGUCUGAUCUGACAGCCUACGCGAAUUUUGUAGCACAAUUCCGCAACAACGACCUGACAAGUUAUUACACGGCGUUACGAGAAGUGGCGCAGAUCUAUCUUAUCGGCGGAGAGAGUGAGCGCGAUGUGGCGGAGAUGGCGACCAUCAUCUCGGACGGCGAGCGAUAUAAAGGUGUGUUCACGGUCGAGGAGGUGGUUGAAUUCGCCGAGCGUCGAAGCGAUUGGUUACUGGUCAAGGGCAGGGUGGAAGGGAAGGUCAAAGGUGAUAACUGUGUUGUGAUGUAGGUGAGCCGAGUCGAACAGUGGAUGUGUUGUGAGAAAGAGGAAUGGUGCCUACCUGUUUUCCAGGUACAGGGUGGUGUUGGCUUUGCAGUGUCCCUUGUCUUCUCCGUGUGGUGGUGGUUGUUUUAGAACCACGUCACGCACGGCGGCAAUGGAACUUCCUUACCUAUCUGAGGUAUAAUGUGACGACGAGUGUAACGACAUG
Molecule: messenger RNA, 3116 nt
Organism: Exophiala oligosperma
Lineage: Eukaryota; Fungi; Ascomycota; Eurotiomycetes; Chaetothyriales; Herpotrichiellaceae
Exons: 2
Coding region: 158-2914 (918 amino acids)
Biological process (GO): Golgi to plasma membrane transport; exocytosis
Cellular component (GO): cytoplasm; exocyst
Molecular function (GO): protein binding
Source: RefSeq, a predicted model, not a curated record